Molecule: messenger RNA, 2549 nt
Organism: Phoenix dactylifera (date palm)
Lineage: Eukaryota; Viridiplantae; Streptophyta; Magnoliopsida; Arecales; Arecaceae
Molecular function (GO): protein binding
Source: RefSeq, a predicted model, not a curated record
UCUACUACUACUUUUUCUAAUCCACGGAAGCACUGAAAUGACCGGGGCGCCGUUUCUAUUUUCGAACUCCCUCACGCGUCGCUUGGAGACUCUGGUGAGGGAACGAUGUGGGUUGGAGACCAUCAAGCAGGAAGAGGCUUUCGAUCUCUUCAACCGCAUGUUGGAUGCGACGCCGACGCCAUCGAUUCAAGCAUUCGACGCGCUCCUUUCAGCAGUCCUUCGAACAACGAAUUAUCCUGCUGUCAUCUCUCUCUACAAUCAAAUGGUUCGGGCGGGAGCAGUGUCUCCCCAUGCCCGCACCUAUGAAAUUUUGAUGAAUUGCUGCUCUCAGAUGAACCGAAUGGAUCUCGGUUUCGGGAUCUUCGGAGGCCUACUGAAACGGGGUUGGAGGCCAAACACCUUAACUUUCAACUUGCUGCUCAAGGGUCUGUGCUCCGAGAAGAAGAUCGAUGAAGCAGCCGUGGUGUUUGACAGAAUGCCCCUUUCAGGGUGCGCGCCCGACGUGGUUUCCUACACUACUCUUAUCAAGGGGCUCACCUGUAAUGGGAAAACUGGCUUGGGGCUUGAGUUGCUUCGAAAGAUGGUGACUUUGGGUGGUGGAUGUAAGCCUGAUGUGGUUACGUACAACAUAAUCAUCAAUGGCCUUUGCAAGGAUGGAGCCAUGGAAAAGGCUUCGAAGCUGUUUGAAGAAAUGGUUGCUCAGGGUGUCACGCCUGAUGUCGUCACUUAUAAUUGCAUUAUCCGUGAACAUUCUGUGUUAGGCCACUGGAAAGAAGCCAUUGGAAUAUUCAAGAAGAUGGUAGAUCAAGGCCUUUCUCCAAAUGUAGUGACAUUCAACACAUUGAUGAGUUCUCUAUGCAAGCAAAGGAAAAGUGAUGAAGCACAUAAGAUACUGAAUUUGAUGGCUGAAAGGGGAGAAAAGCCUGAUAUUAUCUCGCAUAACAUAUUGUUGCAUGGGUACAUUCUAGAAGGCCGUCUCGAUGAUGCAAUGGACUCUGUUAAUGCCAUGGUGCUUAAGGGUCUCGAGCCUAACAUUUAUAGUUACAGUAUCCUGAUUAGUGCUUAUAGUAAGAAUCAGACAAUGGAUAAGGCUAUGUAUAUGCUCAAGAGAAUGCGACAGGAAGGCAUGGAACCUGAUGUUGUUACCUACAACACUGUCUUGGAUGGACUUUGUAAGACUGGAAGACUGCAGGAAGUUCAAUAUCUAUUUGACCAGAUGGUCAGUCAAGGCAUAUCUCCAGAUAUCAUCACUUACAACACUUUAAUUAAUGGCUUUUGCAAAUUGGGCAAGUGGAAGGAAGCCAGCAGAUUUCUCUAUGAAAUGAUGGAUCAUGGAAUUCGUCCUGAUGUUAUAACGCUUAGUGUUUUAAUUGAUGCUCUUUGUAAAGAAGGAAUGACCAAAGAAGCGCAUAAGCUAUUGGAUGUGAUGGUGCGGAUAGGUGAGGAGCCUAAUGCAGUUACAUACACAACCAUAAUUGAUGGAUACUGUUUGAUUGGCCAAAUAUAUGAAGCAAUCAAAGUAUUUCAUUUCAUGACUUCGAAGGGCCAUGCACCAAAUGUUGUUACUUACAGUUCAUUGAUCAAUGGCUAUUGCAAAAUAGGAAGAACAGAUAAGGCAGUAGGCUUUCUUGAUGAAAUGUACCGCAAUGGAUUGAGGCCCACAACUAUAACUUACAAUACUAUAAUAAAUGCCUUAUUUCGAAUUGGUAGAGUCGGUGAUGCAAAAGAACUGCUUGGCAAGAUGAUAGCUGCUGGGGUAUGCCCGGACCUUUCUACAUGCCACAUAAUGCUGGGAGGACUUUGUAAAAACCGAUAUAUCGAUGAAGCUAUGGAUGUGUUCCAGUACAUAUCUUCUCAAAACUACAAGCUUGAAGUGACCACUUUUAACAUCCUGAUUGAUGGAAUGCUUAGAGCUGGUAAAUUUAAAGGAGCUCGAGAUCUAUUUAAUGCUAUCACUUCUAAAGGCUUGAUGCCUAAUGUUGCGACCUAUACCAUAAUGAUGAAAGGCCUUAUAGAAAAAGGGUUGCUGGAUGAGGCUGAGGAGCUGUUCUUGCAGCUGGAAAAAUCUGGAUACCCCUCAGAUUCUGUUAUGCUUAAUACCAUAGUUCGCUGCUUACUAGAGAAAGGUGAGGUAUGGAAAGCCAUGGGUUUUCUCGAUAAAAUCAAAGAGAGAUGUUUUUCUCUUGAGGCUUCAACUACUUCCCUUUUGAUAGAUCUAUUCUCAAAAGAUGCAAAAUAUCAUGAACAUAUGAACCUGCUUCCUAUUUUUUCUCAAUAUGGUAUAAAGUUGAGUGAUGACAUUAGCAGGGAACUAUUGAUCACAUCUCAGCAGUAAUGAGUUGAAAGAUGAGAUUCUCAAGUAAAUAUGUUUGAGUAUUUUACCUCAAAUUACGAGUUACCUCUUUUGACAUCUUAUGCUUUGGCUACAUGCUAGCGGAUUAUCCUCCAAUAGUAACACUGAAGCUUCAUUUAACAGCCAUCCAAGUUACUUUGUUUUGUAUGUAUUUUGCAAAUAUAAUGCAUUGAAAUUCUGGCAGGGUGAAAUUGAA